Molecule: messenger RNA, 4450 nt
Organism: Oldenlandia corymbosa var. corymbosa
Lineage: Eukaryota; Viridiplantae; Streptophyta; Magnoliopsida; Gentianales; Rubiaceae
Source: the annotation of a GenBank genome assembly
CUUAUUUUCUCAUCCCGCAAUAUUCAUUCAUUCAUUCACAUACACUUUUCCAGCUUUUUUUUCUUUUCUUUACCAAAAUCCUCUCCCAUUUUUUGCCCCAAUCAGAAAAUAAAAAUGAGGAGAGGAAUUGAAUGAGAAAUAUUGGGAUUGUGUUUGUUCCUGGAAACUUCUUCCUCCCUCAUCUGAAACCCUGAAUCCAGUUUCUUCCUUAUAUAGUCCCUUCAAACCGUAAAAUCCCAAUCCAUUGCCCCCUUUCACACUUUAGCCUGCUUCUGCUUCAAAUAAGUACUGCUAGCCCCCCAAGUCCCAACUGUUUGUUACUAGUGAACCAGUUAGUUUGGUUUAUUCUGUUCAAAGUCAGCAAUACAGACUUCCGGGUUUUCUUCCUGAGGAAGAGCGGCACCAGAAUUUCAGUAGCUGUUGGUUUUCUUUCUUAAAAAAGGAUCCAAUUCGGAAGGUUGUUUUUUUUCUUUAAUAAAUGGAUGCUCUUGUUGAGCCCUACUUGGCUACCUUCAAUUAUUACUCUGUACCUCAGCAUCUUAAUCAUAUCCAGAACGAUGAAGUCGUCCGAGCGUACAACUAUGUCCCCGGUAGCUUUGAGGAUUAUUCAGACUUAUCAAAUGGAUCACCACAAUCGCUUGUUGAUGCAUCUUCACCUUCUUCUAGCUCUGAUGCUCCCCAUAAUGAGCAGGGAGAUCCAUCCGAUCCCAUGCUCAAGUUCAUUAGCCAGAUGCUUAUGGAAGAGGAUGAUUUGGCCAAUAAACCUUGCAUGUUACACGACUCUUCUGCUCUCCAGGCUGCUGAAAAAUCGUUCUAUGAUGUGCUUAAUGAACCCGGUACCAAUGGAGGACAUGCAGCGAGCCCGUCCGGGAGUUUAGAUACUGCAUCAUCUGAUAUCUGUACUUCCUCUGGGGAGUCCAACUGGGUUUCUAAUCAAAUAGAGCAUGAUUAUCAAUAUGAUCAUUCUUCAGUUGUAACGAGGCCCUCUGGUUUUGUUGGUGACCUCUCUCCCGAGUCCAUUAUGCAGUCAAAUCAGCUGUUAUUAAGCUCCACGAACAGUUUCCUCAACUCCGCACGCGAGAGGGAUGAAUCUUUGAUGAAUCUAAUUAAGGCCUCUUCAAGUAAUUCUUCUUUCAUGAGUCCUUUUAAUUUAGUACCCCAAAGCAUUAACAAUGUCUCCAGCUCGGAUUUUGAAUAUGGCAAAAGGGCUUUGAGGGAUGCUGAUGUGGUGGUAACGAAAGUUGAGAGAAAUAGUCAUUCUCCAGCUGGUUCCAGUACUAAGAAAAGUCACUCCAGGGAGGAUAGCAGCCCGGAAGAGAUUAGAAGUAGUAAACAGCUGGCAAGUUCAAGUGAUGAUGUACCACAGGAGAUGUACGACAAUGUGUUGCUCUGUCCUGGCUUGAAUCCGCAUAUUGACCCAGACCCUUUCUUUUGUGAAUCAGAGAAGCCCUUUUUGAAAGAUGAAGCAAUCAAGAACCAUCCAGUGCUGAUUGAAAAACCGAAAGGGUCUUCUAGGGGCAGACCUCGUGGAGGCAAGAGGCAAGGUGCCAAAAAAGAAGUGGUGGACUUGCGGGGUAUUUUGGUCCAAUGUGCUCAAGCCGUAGCAAGCUAUGAUGUUCGGACAACUAAUGAGUUACUUGCCCGAAUCAGGCAGCAUGCUUCACCUCAUGGUGAUGGCAUGGAGAGAUUGGCUCAUUAUUUUGCCAUUGCUCUUGAAGCACGAUUGGCUGGCACUGGAACGGCAUUGUAUACAGAUUACAGGACAAGGAGGAUCUCUGCUUUUGAUAUCCUAAAAGGAUACAAGAUGCUCGUUGCUGCUGUUCCAAUUAAGAAGGUCUCAAACAUUUUUGCAAACAAAACUAUUGGGAAGCUAGUUGCCGGAGCAUCAAGGAUUCACAUUAUUGAUUUUGGCAUCUUAUAUGGUUUCCAGUGGCCUUGCCUUAUCCAGCGUCUCUCCAUGAGAGAGGGAGGGCCUCCAAAUCUUCGCAUCACAGGCAUUGACCUACCCCAACCGGGUCUCCGGCCAGCAGAAAGAGUUGAGGAAACAGGGCGUAGGUUAGAGAAGUACUGUGAGCGGUUUGGAGUCCCGUUCAAGUAUGAAGCCAUCGCCAAAAGAUGGGAUACAAUAAAAAUCGAGGAUUUCAAGAUCGAUAGAGAUGAGGUGCUCGUGGUGAAUUGUAUGGACAGGCUUGCUAAUGUACCUGAUGAGACGGUUGUGGAAAAUUGCCCAAGGGACCAAGUUUUAAGCCUGAUCAAGAAAAUCCGACCGAACGUGUUCAUCCAAAGUGUUAUCAACGGGACUUACAACUCGCCCUUUUUUGUAACCAGGUUCCGAGAAGCGCUAUUUCAUUUUUCAUCGUUGUUUGAUAUGUUUGAUGCGACUAUAUUGCGGGAGAGUGAGGAAAGAGCCCUUUGUGAGCAAGAGAUUCUGGCGAGGGAUGCCUUGAAUGUAAUAGCUUGUGAGGGAACAGAAAGGGUUGAGAGGCCAGAAACUUAUAAGCAAUGGCAAGUGAGAAACAUGAGAGCAGGGUUUAGACAAAUGCUACUUGAUCAGGAGAUUGUGAAGCAUAUCAGGGAUAAGGUAAAGGAUCAUUACCACCGAGAUUUCUCAGUUGACGAAGAUGGGAAAUGGAUGUUACAAGGGUGGAAAGGACGUGUGGUUCAAGCAAUCUCUUGCUGGGAGCCGCUCCCAGAUGAGGAAGAAGGAUGAUGCGCGAUGAGAGAAAGGAAAGGACAUGUCGCGGAAAAUCAGAGCCUUGGACGCAGCUUUUGGCCCCCCGUCUUGCAACAAUAGUAUCUGGUGAUGGAACGAUGCUGCUGCAUUAGAACAGGCUGGGUGCACGUCGUUUAGCUCGUUUUUGAAUAGAAGGAUCAAACUUGAAGGAUUAUGAUCAUAUUUAUUCGUGAAGAAUGUUGCAGCUCCGCAUUGGGUGCAAAUGCAACACUUCAGUGUGUAUAGAAUUAUGGAUCAUUUUUUUUCUUUUUGUUAGGUGCUUUGGGUUUUAUUGCAGUGUAAGAUAAUUAAUGUUCCUCUUUGGAUUAGUGGUGCAGUUUUGCAGCUUUAUGAUUACUUACUACCGGCUUUAGUAACUUAUGAUGAAAUGAUGUAGUGUGUGGUUUAGUAAAAAAGAGUAAAGAGUACUAGAAUGAAUCUCCCAUUUGAAAGAUGUUAACCCGUUGAAUGUUGUACCAUAUCAUGGAACUGAACUAGUUUGAGAAGAAGCAAAAGUUUAAAGAAAACACAGUUGAUGAGUCCAGAAAACCAGUCGGAUAAACUAAAGUGAUACUAGGUUAAACUGGGUGGGUAAAGAAAGAGGAGAGUUUGACAUAAAAUCAAUUGGAUAGUUAUCACUAACAUUAGUAACCCAAAUUGUACUUACAAGAAUGUAAUGGAGAGGGGUUCUAUUUCUACUUUCUAGUAGUGUUUGAGAAGCUUUAUUAGCUGUGUCAUGUCAUCAUCCAUCAUCAAAAUGGAGAUGAUAUUAUUAUGGAUUUAAGGUAUGAAUAUAUAAAAAUCAUUCUCCAUCGCAGCUGAAAAUUAAUUAACAAAACGAGUCACAAUGUAGAUUCUGUAUCCUAAUCUGUCACCAAAUCACCAACAAAGAUUCUCAUUUUCCCAAACAUCCCUUUUUCCCAAGUUUUACUUUCUUUAUUAUAUCCGAUGCGUGAAUCUCUCCCUUCCUUGUCCAAGAUGACCUAAGCGGUGACGUCCCUCAACUAAUUCCUAUUCCUUUCGGAAGAAGGAAAAAAAUAAAAAUUCCGUGUGGGUGUGGGAUAUCCACGUGAGCACAUCGGGUCGGUCAACUCUGCUGGAACUUGGGGAAUACGCCUUUUACCGUUGCUGAUGUGUCCCUGUGGGGUCCUUCCUUCCUACCGGAUGCGCCCUUCUCCCGUUCUUUCUCUCUUUUUGGAAAACUUUGGUUAUAGAGUUGCGCAAAUAGUGAAAUUAACAAAAAGGAGAUGUUUAGCCUAAAAUUAUAAAAUUUAAAAACACUUUAAUCACAUUAAUUACCUUUCAUAUUAAUUUGGAGUUUCGUUGCCGUAAAGCUUUCAUCGCACUUUCAUCAAUUUUUUUUUCCCCCUCGGGGUGUUUUCUUUGGGCCAUAAACACUACCAUAGACGGGGGAGCAUUUCUGAUUCAUCUCUGUAUUACUCCCUUAUGGUUAGGACUAGAGAGAGAAUACAUAUCAGUCCUAUGAAUGGGAACAAUUGUGCUGUAUUUUACAUAUAUACAGAUUUACUAGCUGUAUUUUAUUUGUCAAAUAUUAUUCACAUCCUAUUAACAAGUUGUCAACCCCCCGUUAAAUUAUAAAAACAUUAUUCCCUCCGUCUUAUAAUUAUUAUCUAGUUUGGAUUUUCAUUUUUAGUUCAAAUUAUAUUAAAAGUGAAAUCUCGGACAAUAAUUUUGGAACAGAGAGAGUAGUAGAAUGUUGCUGGCAAGAGGCUACCA